AUGGACAGAGAGAUAAAAUUUUCAUUUUUAAAGCUAUUCAACAGCAUUAAGGGCAUUCAUAAGCCUGAGAAGCAAUAUGACGAGACAUUUUUAGAGGAAUCUAGCUAUGAUUAGAUGAAGGAGAAAUUCGAAAAAUUCUUAAAAUGGUGUGAGGAAAACGGAGUGCAACAUCCCAAAGUCAAAUACCCAGUCUUAUUUGGCUCAGGUGACAGCAAAUAUCCCGGUAUGAUGGCAACAGAAGAUAUAGGAAAAGAUGAGAUAAUUGUCAAAGUUCCUGCUAAAUUGCUCUUAUCUAUCAAGACUUGUUUCAGAGGUGACAUUAAUAAAGUUUUCUUAGAAAAUCCUCAAGUCUUUGGUAAGCAUGUACCAGGUGGAGAGGAUAAUGUCCUUAAUGCUUUUCUUCUUUAUGAACUAGCGAAGGGUGAAAAUUCAUCAUGGAAGCCAAUGUUUGAUGUUUGGCCAAGAGACACCGAUAUUCUAAUGAAUUGGGAUGAUGAGGAUUUAGAUUGGCUCUAGGAUCCUACUUUAAAAUAAGACGCUUAAAAUGAAUAUAAGACUCUCAUUAUGUUUUGGCGGAAUAUAUUAGAUGUCCUUAGAAAAUACCCAGAGUUCUUUCCAAAUGAAGAAUGUCUUUCCUUUGAGAUCUAUAAAUGGGUAUACAUGCUGACUACAAACAGAUGCUUUGGCUCAAAUUGGCCAGGUGUUUGUUCUAUGAUUCCUUAUGCUGACUUAAUCAAUCACGAGAAUGUUGAUGUUUAGUAUGACUAUUUAGACUAAAAUGAUAAAUCUAUAACAGGGAGAAGAGAGGAAAGAAAAAAAGAAGAAAAAGAGCAGAGGUUAAUGCAAGCUCUAAAGAAAAAACUCUUUAUGGAGGAGUUGAGAGAAGAUUUGAAGAAGAUGGAUUAGGAAUUAAGGAAUAUACAAAACAAAAAUAUAGAAUUUUAGGAUGAAUCUGAAAACUAAAUAAUGAUGGAGGCUUUUGAAAAGGAAGCCAAGAGGAAAGAAAUGGAAUUUAAACUAAGAGUUUAAUUAGAUAGCAGCAGUGAAAGCAGUAGUGAAGAAUCUUCUGAAUAUGAAAAUGAUGAGAAAUAGGAAAAGAAAUAGAAGCAAGAAAAUAAAUGUGAUUAUGAUUAUUCAAGUGGAAUAGACUCCGACAAUGAUGCUGAUCUUCUACUUGAAUAGGAGCAACUAAAUGCUUUAAAGUUCAGACAGUAGUAAAAGAAAACGGAGGAAGAGGAAUAAAGACAAAGAGGUGAGCUACCAUCAUAUGGAGAGGAUGUUGCACCAGUUUUAACUAAUUAGCAAGUUUAUGACAUUUGGGAAAAUACUGUCUCAAAAGUGCCAGAUGACUUUAAUUUUGUCAUUAAAACUUACAAUGAGGGCUUUCCUAGGGGAUCUCAAGUUUUUUUAUGCUAUGGAAGAAUGUCCAAUAGAGAAUAGCUUAAGAGAUAUGGCUUUUGUCUAACUUACAACAAAUAUAACUACUUGUUCAUUAAGUUGAGACUUGAAUAACAAGACCCAGACUUUGUCUACAGAAAGUAUGUAAUCAGGAAAUUUUUUUCUGUUGACCCUGAGUCUGAUAAGAUGGACAUAUCCUCAAGACAUUUCAGAAUAUAUAUGUAAAAGCUUAAUACAAAGGUUUUAAAGUUUAUAAAGAUACUGAACUUCAACGUGAAAGAGGAUGAUAUCUCUUGCAUUGUUGAAACUAGGUCGCUAAGUUUAGAAUAUCUCUCUUUUUAAAGAUUAAGAGAUGUAUAUGAAACAUUCCUAAAGAGCUUUCCAACAAGUAUUGCUGAAGAUAAAAGGAUACUAAAGGAACAGUAAGAAUUUUUAACCGGUAGAUAAUUCUUUGGCUUGACCUAUAGAAUGGAAUUCAAGAGAAUCUUGAUAAAUCAAAUAAAUUUAGUGAAACUUGUUAUUCACAUUCUUGAAAGACUGAUGAAAGGCAUGACUCUGGAAUUUGCAGUGACAAGAGUUUUUGAAUUAGAAUCUAAAAAGGAGAUGGUAGUAAAUAGAAUCAUGAUCGACAAUUACCUAACUUCUUUGAAGAAAGGACUAGAAAAAAAUCAGCAAGAAUAUAUGGAGAUUCAAAAGAAGAAUAAAGAUAACCCAGCAUAGUAUCUAAUGGAAUAGUAGAGAAGAUUAAGGCUAGAGCUUCCAAAUUCAGAGGUAAGAAGACAUUUCGAGAUCCAAGGCUACGAUAAAAUGAUUGAUAGAAUAAUGGAAGGACCACUUAAAUCCUCUUAGAGUAACAACAACUCCAAGCUGCAACAGAGACUAGAAGAGGUAAAGAGACAUUUAAUUACAGACUAGGAUAAAACUGUGGGCAAAAGUUACUAGGAAUAAAUUGAUCAAGAAAAUAAAGAUCUAGUAAAGGCAAUGGAGAUUGCUAAGGAAAUCAAAAACGAAUCAAGCAGUGAGGAAGAAGGGUCAGAAUAUGGCUCUGAAUAUGAAAGCGAGCAAGACUCUGAUAAUGAAAAAAUUAAACUAAAUUAAGAACAAGAAGUCAAGUAAGAGGAUAAAUGA
Molecule: messenger RNA, 2526 nt
Organism: Stylonychia lemnae
Lineage: Eukaryota; Ciliophora; Spirotrichea; Sporadotrichida; Oxytrichidae
Source: the annotation of a GenBank genome assembly